AUGGGGAACCGGGAGAUGGAGGAGCUGAUCCCGCUGGUGAACCGUCUGCAGGACGCCUUCUCGGCGCUGGGGCAGAGCUGCCUGCUGGAGCUGCCGCAGAUCGCCGUGGUGGGCGGCCAGAGCGCCGGCAAGAGCUCGGUGCUCGAGAACUUCGUGGGCAGGGACUUUCUCCCUCGAGGGUCAGGCAUCGUGACGAGACGGCCUCUUGUACUACAGCUUGUUACUUCCAAAGCAGAAUAUGCGGAAUUUCUACAUUGCAAAGGGAGAAAAUUCACAGAUUUCGAUGAAGUGCGCCAUGAAAUCGAAGCAGAAACAGACCGGGUGACGGGAAUGAAUAAGGGCAUUUCCCCCAUACCCAUCAACUUACGAGUCUACUCCCCACAUGUGUUAAAUCUCACCCUGAUUGACCUGCCGGGGAUUACGAAGGUGCCCGUGGGGGACCAGCCGGCGGACAUUGAGCAUCAGAUCAGGGAAAUGAUCAUGCAGUUCAUCUCGCGGGAGAACUGUCUGAUUCUGGCUGUCACUCCAGCCAACACCGACCUUGCCAACUCAGAUGCCCUGAAGCUGGCGAAAGACGUCGACCCUCAAGGUCUGAGAACCAUUGGCGUCAUCACCAAGCUGGACCUUAUGGAUGAGGGGACGGAUGCCAGGGACAUUCUGGAGAACAAGCUGCUGCCUCUUCGCAGGGGGUACGUGGGGGUGGUGAACAGAAGCCAGAAGGACAUCGACGGGAAGAAGGACGUCAAGGCAGCCAUGCUGUCGGAGAGGAAGUUCUUCCUCUCACACCCGGCGUAUAGGCACAUAGCCGAUCGGAUGGGGACCCCACACCUGCAGAAGGUCCUUAAUCAGCAACUUACCAACCACAUCCGAGACACCCUGCCAACCUUCAGGAACAAACUGCAGGCCCAGCUGCUCUCCAUAGAACACGAAGUGGACGCCUACAAGAGCUUCAAGCCGGAGGACCCCACCAGGAAGACCAAAGCCCUGCUGCAGAUGGUCCAGCAGUUUGCCGUGGACUUUGAGAAGAGAAUCGAAGGCUCGGGGGAUCAGGUGGAUACCCUGGAGCUCUCGGGGGGAGCGAAAAUCAACCGCAUCUUCCACGAGCGCUUUCCUUUUGAGAUCGUAAAGAUGGAGUUCAACGAGAAGGAGCUGCGGCGGGAGAUAAGCUACGCCAUCAAAAACAUCCACGGCAUCAGGACAGGGCUGUUCACUCCAGACAUGGCGUUUGAGGCGAUAGUCAAAAAACAAAUUGUGAAGCUGAAAGGGCCUUCCUUGAAGAGCGUGGAUCUGGUGAUGCAAGAAUUGAUCAACACCGUCAAGAAGUGUACCAGAAAACUGGCCACCUUCCCCCGCCUGUGCGAGGAGACCGAGAGGAUCGUGGCGAACCACAUCCGGGAGCGCGAAGGGAAGACCAAGGACCAGGUGCUGCUGCUGAUCGACAUCCAAGUCUCCUACAUCAACACCAACCACGAAGAUUUCAUCGGCUUUGCAAAUGCGCAGCAGAGGAGCAGUCAAGUUCACAAGAAAAACACAAUUGGAAAUCAGGGAACCAACCUUCCGCCUUCAAGGCAAAUUGUGAUCCGCAAGGGCUGGCUGACCAUCAGCAACAUCGGCAUCAUGAAGGGCGGCUCCAAGGGGUACUGGUUCGUCCUCACCGCCGAGAGCCUGUCCUGGUAUAAAGACGACGAGGAGAAAGAGAAGAAGUACAUGCUUCCUUUGGACAACCUGAAGGUUCGCGACGUGGAGAAGAGCUUCAUGUCCAGCAAGCACACCUUCGCCAUCUUCAACACGGAGCAAAGGAAUGUAUACAAAGACUAUCGCUUCCUGGAGCUGGCUUGUGACUCUCAGGAGGACGUGGACAGCUGGAAGGCAUCCCUGCUAAGGGCUGGCGUCUAUCCCGACAAAUCUUUAGGGAACAACAAAAAUGAAAAUGAUGAGAAUGGCCAAGCAGAAAACUUCUCCAUGGACCCCCAGCUGGAGCGGCAGGUGGAGACCAUCCGCAACCUCGUGGACUCCUACAUGUCGAUCAUCAACAAAUGCAUCCGAGACCUGAUUCCCAAGACAAUAAUGCACCUGAUGGUCAAUAAUGUGAAAGAUUUCAUCAACUCAGAGCUCCUAGCACAGUUAUAUUCUUCAGAGGACCAGAACACUCUGAUGGAGGAGUCGGCUGAGCAGGCUCAGCGCCGGGACGAGAUGCUGCGCAUGUACCAGGCCCUAAAAGAAGCCCUCGUGAUCAUCAGCGACAUCAACACGGCCACGACGUUCACCCCCGCCCCGCCGCCUGUGGAUGACUCCUGGAUACAGCACACCCGGAGGUCGCCCCCUCCGAGCCCCACCACCCAAAGGAGACCGAUGCUGAGCGCCGCCCUGGGUCGGCCUGCACCCGGCCGAGGGCCCCCUCCCGCCAUCCCCUCCCCGGGACCCCACUCAGGGGCGCCCCCCGUUCCAUUCCGGCCGGGCCCGUUGCCUCCCUUCCCCAACAGCAGUGACGCGUUCGGAGCACCUCCGCAAGUCCCCUCCCGGCCCACCAGGGCGCCGCCCAGUGUCCCCAGCCGGAGACCACCCCCAUCACCAACGCGUCCCACUAUAAUCCGGCCACUAGAAUCCUCCCUGUUAGACUAAAGGAAGUGUCUAGCAUGGCAGCUAAUUACUAAGGAAUUAUGAGACAGCAACAUAUUUGAUAACCAUUGCGGUAAAUCAUGAGUAGUCGCAUGUGUGGACAUCGGUAGGCAAGUCACCAGUCUUACUAACGCAUCCCUCACUCGGCUGCAUUGCUCAUGGUAUGUCCAGCUCUGGGGAUUUGACCCUUGGAAACUGCUGUCGCUUCAAGGCUUCCUUUCUGUGUUGUGUCAACCCAGGUAGGUUUGGAUGGCAGCCCUAUACCUUGGGGGCCGUUUGCCUACCCUGGCAUAUAUCUGAAAUUGCUUUGGACGAGUUUCCCAGGUUACCUUUCCGAGAGCCCAUAAAAUAUCAUUCUUAAGAGAGAGCUCAGAUGCUGGGCUUCGACCUAAGCCAUACAUACUUACUUUCCCACACUCUGUUUGGGAGGACAGAAAUGGUUUUCUUUAUUAUCAAUGUUUCUGUCGACUCCGGAAUUACCUGUUCAGAUCCAUUCCUUCCUCUUUAUUUCAUAAGACUGCCAGGAGGUGAUUUUUUAUUUUAUUUUAUUAGGAUUCCUUAAGAAUAAAGCUUUCCCAGAAGGGCAAGGUAGUUUGCAGAGGAAAGGGGACACCUCGCUUGCUGCGGAGGGUUUUCCUCCGCCCUGGUGUUGGGUUUCAUGCUAGAAGCACAUUCAGUCGCCAGUCAGAGCUGAUUUCUCUGGAACCAGUCAAUAGAUUUGACUAGUUAAUUUCAGAAUUCAGGAAGAAGCAAAAUAUCACAUCUCUAGAAGUUGCUGGAAAACGUUAUUUCUUUAUUUAUAUAAUCACCCCCUUCCUAGGUUACAGGGAAGGCUGAGAUGGAAAAUAUUUAUUUUUCUCAGAUUCAUCUAAUUUUAGGCAUGGCUGACUACACUUUGACACUAACUCCAGUUUAUUUGUUUAUUUCGUUGGCUGGAGCAAAAAUAUUCCUCUUUUUCUCUGCUAGAAGCAUAAUUCUCUUAUGUAAAAAAUUGCCCUACCUCUAAAACAGGCUUAAAGUAACUUUCUAUCCCUUCUAGGCUCUCUUCACAGUCACGAGCCUUUCUGUGGGAUAACCCGAUUUAAAGAGUGGG
Messenger RNA from Molossus molossus (Pallas's mastiff bat), 3712 nucleotides. RefSeq names its product dynamin 3 (gene DNM3). Gene Ontology annotation, molecular function: GTPase activity; GTP binding; microtubule binding. NCBI's taxonomy places the organism in Eukaryota, Metazoa, Chordata, Mammalia, Chiroptera, Molossidae. The record is from RefSeq and is a predicted model, not a curated record. Gene Ontology annotation, cellular component: cytoplasm; membrane; microtubule. The transcript is spliced from 22 exons. The coding region runs from base 1 to 2622 and encodes 873 amino acids.